AUGGGCCGCAGGUUCGCCGACGAGCGGUCGCUGGACAACCCAGGCGAGCUCAAGGGCAUCAGGAACUUCUGGUACCCCGUGCACUUCUGGUCCAAGCUGACGAAAGGCGACGCGUCGCCGGACUUUCCCCUCUUCGGCGAGGAAUGGACGCUGGUGCGAACGGACGCGGCGGGCGUCGCGGCCGCCAGGGCGUCCAUCGCCUUCCCUGGAUGCGACGAGAUGGCGUCCAUCGGGGACGGCGGGUGGGUGUGCCGAUCCGUCGCCGACCCCGCGAUGCACCUCCCCAUCGGCGUCAAGGACGGCCUCGUGAUGGUGUGGCCCGGGAGCUGCAAGCCGGACGCCGCGCUCCCCGGCACGUUCAAGCCCCCCGAGGGGUACACCACCCACGCGGAGCUCAUCAUCGAGGACGUACCCGUGGAGCACGGGCUUCUCAUGGAGAAUCUGCUCGACUUGGCGCACGCGCCGUUUACGCACACGGGGACGUUUGCCAAGGGAUGGGGGGUGCCCAACUUCGUGGAGUUCGUCACCGCUCGUCUGCGUAAGCCCGGGGACGGCUGGCACGACAUGGCGAACGGCCUGAACCUCUCCGCCCUGGGCGGGCAGAGCGGCAGCUGGAACCCGUAUCCCAUCGACAUGAAAUUCGUCGUCCCGUGCAUGGUGGAUUCUCACAUCGGCAUGUCGCAGGCUGGCGCGGCGGGUGGCGGGGCGCAGUUCGAGGAGGGGGUGCAGUGCGCGGAGUGCGCGAACCACCUUCACCAGCUGCACGUGUGCGUCCCGUCCACCCCCGGGCGCACCCGGCUGCUCUACCGCAUGAGCCUGGAUUUCGCCGGCUGGGCCAAGUGGGUGCCGGGGAUCGAGCUGGUCUGGACGGAGAUGGCGAAUCAGGUGCUCGGCGAGGAUCUGAGGCUGGUGACGGGGCAGCAGGACAGGAUGCAGCGAGGCGGGCGGGUGUGGGCGCACCCGGUGGCGUACGAUAAGCUCGGGCUGGUGUAUCGCAGGUGGAGGAACUUCUCCGUCGGGGACUCGUGCGAGCUCUGA
This is a messenger RNA of Micromonas commoda, 1038 nucleotides long. RefSeq names its product chlorophyll a oxygenase (gene CAO2). The record is from RefSeq and is a predicted model, not a curated record. Lineage: Eukaryota; Viridiplantae; Chlorophyta; Mamiellophyceae; Mamiellales; Mamiellaceae. Bases 1 to 1038 code for a protein of 345 amino acids. Gene Ontology annotation, biological process: chlorophyll biosynthetic process. The transcript has a single exon. Gene Ontology annotation, molecular function: chlorophyllide a oxygenase activity. Gene Ontology annotation, cellular component: chloroplast.